CUGAGAGAACCGAAGACCCUAAAAUCCCAAAUUACUCGGCCGCUUACCUCUCUCUCUCUCUCUCUCUCUAAAACCGCCUUAGUGCCUUACCCUCUUUGAGGCCCCGAUUUCCUGUCAUCUCACCUUUCUUCUUGUCAGACUCGCGGCAGCAAUUGGUCUGCCCCGGACCUUCGCGCUUCAGAUUUCAUAGCCUUUCCUAAUAGCACGUACGGAUCCAAUAACCAGGUAUAAGGGCAAUGUUGGGAAGAGGGGGGGUUUCGGACGGGUACGAGGUCGGCUCAAAGAGACAAAGAAUGAUGGAAUCAAAUCCCUACUUCGCAGUGAGCAGCAGUGCAAGUGGCUUUCAACCUUACAGCUAUGGGGGUGUCUAUCAGCCCCCUCCAUUUCCUGUGGUUCGUUUGAGGGGGCUUCCUUUCAACUGCACUGAUAUUGACGUUUUCAAAUUUUUCGCUGGAUUGGAUAUUGUUGAUGUGUUUCUGGUCAACAAGAAUGGACGGUUUUCAGGCGAGGCCUUCGUCGUCUUUGCUGGCUCGGUGCAGGUUGACUUUGCUCUCCGGAGAGACCGCCAGAACAUGGGCCGCAGGUAUGUGGAAGUUUUCAGGUGCAAGAGGCAGGAUUAUUACAAUGCUGUUGCAGCCGAGGUGAACUAUGAAGGAAUCUAUGAUACUGACUAUCACAGAAGCCCUCCUCCAUCGCGACCAAAGAGGUUCAGUGACAAGGACCAGAUGGAAUACACCGAAAUAUUGAAGAUGCGUGGCCUUCCCUUCUCUGUGACAAAAUCAGACAUUACUGAGUUCUUUGCAGAGUUCAAGCUUAUAGAAGAAAGGAUUCAUAUUGCCUGUCGACCUGAUGGGAAAGCUACCGGAGAGGCAUUUGUGGAGUUUUCCUCUGCAGAGGAGGCUAAAAAAGCAAUGAGCAAGGACAAGAUGACCAUCGGGUCAAGGUAUGUGGAGCUGUUUCCAUCAACACCGGGUGAAGCUAGGCGUGCUGAAUCGAUGUCCAGGCAGUGAUUCUUGUGGCUAGGAAACUAUGUUUGUGAAAUUUGAGUCGGGUGUUAAAUCCCUUCUUUUUUCUUUUUA
Morus notabilis is the source of this 1079-nucleotide messenger RNA. Its product is annotated as heterogeneous nuclear ribonucleoprotein H2. The transcript is spliced from 3 exons. Gene Ontology annotation, cellular component: ribonucleoprotein complex. The record is from RefSeq and is a predicted model, not a curated record. Bases 237 to 1010 code for a protein of 257 amino acids. NCBI's taxonomy places the organism in Eukaryota, Viridiplantae, Streptophyta, Magnoliopsida, Rosales, Moraceae. Gene Ontology annotation, molecular function: RNA binding.